Molecule: messenger RNA, 1266 nt
Organism: Acanthosepion pharaonis
Lineage: Eukaryota; Metazoa; Mollusca; Cephalopoda; Sepiida; Sepiidae
Source: the annotation of a GenBank genome assembly
AUGGCGGAAGGUGGGGGUGACGAUGGAGACGAUAAUCCAUUUUCUUUCAAGAACUUCGUUCAUAGCAAGGAUAAAAACUCGGCACCGGCGAGAAACAAUGAAAUGGAUAGAAGCACGGAAGAAAAUGAUAUUUUUGCGAGUAAUGAAGACAUUGUUUUGCCUGAAAACUCGCCUCUCGUAACAUCUUCUUCGCAGCCGACAGGGGCAUCUGCACUUCAAGCAGGAGAAGAGCAACCCAAACCAAAAAAGAAAUCUAGUGAUGGCAAUCCAUUCUCAUUCAAAAAAUUCCUUGCCCACUCUGGCUCUAAGACAAGAUGGCAAGCAGGACUUGCAAAUGACCUACCUGAUUUUGUCCAAGACCAUUACACAGGAGAUUUGACCCGUGACCUCCGAACCACUAGAGACCUUGACCUCCCGGACUUUACUCUCACACGGGGAGGUUCUCGAAACGAGACCAAUGACUUUCAUAAUUCCGAUAAUUUGGAUAAUAAUCCUGCCAGCCGAGACCGAUCCAGUGCAACAUUUCCUGAUGCCCGAACCUGGAAUGAGCCGACCAAUUGUCCCCUUGAUUCGGAUGAUAUCUUUUCACAUAAUGCUGAAGUUAAUGGUGUGGCACCACAGUUGGCUUCAAGUUUACCAGACUUUCUUUCUGAUGGAGCCUUUUCAAAUAGUGGUGACAUCAGUCGACAUCCUCCAAUUACAGUUCAGGUGAAUCCAGGUCGAGAAGUUGCUGCCUUGGAAAUUAAUGGUGACCUGGAGUUGGAAUUAAGGAGGUUAAGAGAUGAAAAUCGUGAAAUCCGUCGACAGUUAACUGAAGCCCAGCAUUUAGCUGCCACGCAAGCCAAUCGUGUCAAUCAGGUAUUAAAAGAAAUGGAAACCACACAGAAACGGGAAAAAGAUGAAACCGAAGCCUUAGAAAAGAUGGUCCAACAAGUGGAAGCUAAUUUACAAACCACAACUCAACGAGCCAUCAAAGCAGAAUCUUUGGUUUCCAAAUUAAAACAAGAAGUAAAAUUAUUGCAGAAACAAUUGCAAGUAAUCCAGAGUGAGAAUGAGGUGUUGCGAUCUGGGGAUGUCGGAAUGAUGCACCUCAGGCAACAGACAUUGUCUGCAUCUGAACAACUUUCUGUAGCUGCCACAUCUGCUGAGCAAUCAUUGAGGCAACUACUUGGCGGUGUUGACACUUUACGGAUCCUCUCAGCCGUCCUUGCCUCUACUGACAAGAUCACAGAAGAAGGCCGUGAUAACCAGAAAGGUGACACCUGA